CUGUAUCCUUUUUUUUAUUGUUGAAUCCAGGAACAUGCAUAACAGUACAUAAUUAUAAAAUACUAAAUCAAUAAGUGACAUUGACAAAAGAUACAGUACAAUAUGGAACAAUGGAAAUAAGAUAAGAGAAAUAAAAAUGAGAAAACAAACGAUAAAUUACAAGGAUUAAUUUAAAUUUACUUUUACGAAGAACUUAAAAGCAGAGCAUAUUUUGAGUUUUUAAAGCUUCUCAUUAGUCCCUGAAAUCAACUUCUUGUAAUUUUCCGUAACGUUAUCUUGUUUAAUGAAGACCACAAAGGCAGGUUUACUUUUUAGCUGUAGCUCUUCUUGCCUUUUUUAACUUCCCAGGUUCUGCAGGUUGCAAUGUUUCAAUCUUAUAUCUUCUAGACUUUACUCUGUCCAUCCGACGAGAUUUUGCGCUACUUCCGGCCGUACGGAGCUGUAUGUUGUUCGAAGCUUCAUGGAGCUUUUGGAUCCACCAAGCGCCCCCAUGUGGCAAACGGCUUUAUGGCCUGUAAUUAGCGGUCAUGAAGUAGUAACGCAUGCAGCUAGUCUGGGGUAGGAGUGGAUCACUAUUUGGCACUUCAGUGUGUAUGAGACAGUGCUCGCCUAUCUGUACCAGGCAGGAAAACGGGAGAGGGCUUCGGUGGAGACUUCAAGCAUCGGGGCGGCUCAUUCUUCAGCUUUUCCACCUCCUGGCUCCGGCGACAGCUCGAACGCUCUGAUGGAGGCGGAAAGAUCCGGAGGGAUGGCGGGCGGGACGAGUCAGAGCCCCGCGGGAAGUGGAACUGGGCGCAAUCCUAACGGGCCGAAGGCUGUGCUCGGUCCCGCUCCCUCCGCAGUAGCAGCCGCCGCGGCCGGGCCAAUGGCCGGAUCCUCCCAGUCGCGAGAUCAGCAGGACGGGGACGCAGGCCUCUCGCUGCCCGGGAUCUUACAUUUCAUCCAAUAUGAAUGGAGCCGCUUUCAAGCUGAGAAAUACCGCUGGGAGGCCGAGCGAGACGAGCUGAGGGCUCAGGUGGCAUUUCUGCAGGGUGAAAGGAAAGGUCAGGAGAACAUGAAGCAGGAUCUGGUGCGGAGAAUUAAGAUGCUGGAAUACGCACUCAAACAGGAGAGGGCCAAACACCAGAAGCUGAAAAGUGGCACUGACCAGAGUCCUGGAGAGAAGAAACCAGAGACAGAAGCUGAACCAAUACCCAAUGGGCCUGCAAAUUCAGACUCUGAACCGACCAAUCAGAUGCCUUGGAAGGAGGGACGCCAGUUAUUGCGCAAGUAUCUGGAGGAGGUGGGAUACUCCGACACUAUUCUGGACAUGCGAUCCAAACGCGUUCGCUCUCUGUUGGGUCGAAACAGCCCGGAGGCGAAUGGGCCUCCUUCCAGCGAACCCACCACAGAACCAGAGCCGCAUGUAGGAGUAGGAGGAGGAGGAGAGUCACUGCUGGUGCGGCAGAUUGAGGAGCAGAUCAAACGGCGUGCUGGAAAAGAGAGCUCUAAAGAGCGGAUGGGCAGCUCAGUCCUGGACAAAAUCCCUUUCCUGCGUGGAUGUGAGGACGAUGACGAGGAUGACAGUGAUGAAGAGGAAGACUUCCAGGGCAUGACCACAGACUGCAUUGAUGGACGUAAAAACAAGAAGUCCAGAGCCAAGAUGGGCGGAGAACCCAUGACCACUGACCUGGACCCAGAGGAUGAGGAUGAUGAAGAUGACUCUGAGGACGCCCUGGGAGAGUUUGACUUCUUGGCCUCUGGAGAAGAAGGGGAAGGGGCUGGAGAAGCUCGCAUAUCUGGAGACGGUCGAGAAUUAGGUUCAGAGAACCGCCGGAACAAGUUACAAGGCAUUAUGUCAGAUUUUCCCCCCAAACCCACUCCACCUCCGUCUAUCCCGGGCCAGGCUCGCUCCGGUGAGGGAGGUGCUCUGGGCUUUUCAUCCGAUGUCUUCAUUCUGGAUGCAGUCGGAGGAGGAGACAUGAACCUCGGAGAGCUGGCUGACCUCACUGUUGCCAACGACAACGACCUCACCAUUGACUUGCAGGACAGUCGAGAAGAGUUCAAGAAAACGUGGAACCCUCGCUUCACACUGCGAAGCCACUUUGACGCCAUCCGAGCGCUGUCCUUUCACCCCAGUCAGGCCGUGCUGCUGUCUGCAUCUGAGGAUGGGACGCUCAAACUGUGGAACCUCAACAAGGCCAUGCACUCAAAAAAAAAUGCAGCGCUGGACGUUGAGCCUAUUUAUACUUUCCGAGCACACAGUGGUGCUGUUCUUUCUCUGGCUAUGGGAGAGGAAGGAGAAUCAUGCUUCAGCGGGGGUCUGGAUGGCACCAUUCGUGGAUGGAAAAUCCCAGACCUCAACGUGGAUCCUUACGACAACUAUGAUCCUGGUGUGGAGAGUAGUGUUUUGUCAGGCCACGAGGACGCUGUCUGGGGAUUGGCCUUCUCCUCCAGCCUACAGCGUUUGGCCUCCUGCUCCGCCGAUGGGACAGUGCGCAUCUGGGACCCUCAUAAUUCUUCCCCGUGUGUUUCUGUCUUCAACAAGGAGAAAGAACAUGGCACUCCCACCUCGGUUGCCUUUGUAAAUGCAGACCCGUCCCAGGUCGUGGUGUCUUUCGAUGGGGGCGAGACUCUGCUUUAUGACCUUAACACAGAGCAAAGUAUCAUGGUCCUGGAGACUCAGACUAAAGAUGGCAGCGAGCUGAUUAACCGUGUGGUCAGUCAUCCGUCCCAACCCAUCUCCAUUACAGCCCAUGAGAACCGCACCAUCCGCUUCCUGGACAACAACACAGGGAAAGUGAUUCAUUCAAUGGUGGCUCACCUGGAUGCUGUUACCUGUCUUGCCACAGACCCUAAAGGCACUUACCUCAUCUCCGGCAGUCAUGACUGCUCAGUGCGCUUGUGGAUGCUGGACAAUCGCACGUGUGUGCAGGAGAUCACAGCGCACAGGAAAAAACAUGAUGAGGCCAUUCAUGACGUGGCCUUCCACCCGUCGCAGCCCUUCAUCGCCAGCGCCGGGGCCGAUGCUCUCGCCAAGAUCUUUGUUUAACUUUCUCACCGGGGAUCCACCCUCACUACUGGGCCAAAAGAGUGAAACGCCGAACACACACAUACAUAAACACUCAUACACAAACUUACUCAAAACGGGAACAAUGUCCUACACAUCACUGCCUGUGUAAAAGGCACACAACAUUUCCAUCGUUCAUUUAUGCCUCACAAGUUGUGAUACAAACUCUACCGCUUUUAUUACUAAUGAGUUUGCUGCUCUGGUCCUGAUUUCAGUUUUACUUUAACACUACUAAUAAUCUGCACAAUGUGUUGUGAGAGAUGUCCAAUCUGUUGACGGAUGGACGCACUCAAACGCACACCUUAACACAACACAACACACAUACACACAGACCCUGGAUUUUAAUUUCAUGCUCGGUUUAGGUUGAGGAUCUGAAGGCUCUCGGUAAACAAGCCAUUACCCAAGCCUGCACAUUUUCUCAAUGUAAAUUGCAUUAGUGCUAAUCUGUGAAUUAAUGUCCUCGCGUAACUGUUGCCUGGUAACGUGAGGUCAUCGAUGCAUUUCAUUCCAAAGACUGCUUUAGAUGAGUUCGUUUUGGUUGCGUUUUAGCUGCAAAGUACAAACACAGCUUUACCUUUAGCCUCACAGCUAAGAGCCUUAGCAUUUCAGCCUUUCAUAAUCACCUUCUCCAUGAAUUUUAUUCAAGUACAUCUUGAACUAAAACCAAACACGUGUAUCUGCGUGUGGGACUGUGCCAGCACAAGCCUUUCACACUCACCCACUUCUUCAUUCAUAUCCAAUCGUGUGGCGUUUUUAUCCGUAAUAGUCAGGUGACUGUUGAGUAGUGUAUUUAUUGUAGUGUUCGAUAUCGGGCGGAGGACUUCUUGGGAAGAUCUGCAGUUGGACGCAAAACUCAUUUCUGUAUAUAAGCAGGAUGCGCUGUACAUAGCACACUUGUUUCACAACCUUGGUGCUAAGAUUUCCUCUGAAUCAGGGACCGUAAAAGUAUCAAAUCUCGCCUUUCCCUUCGAGUUAUCAUGUACGGUUCUUUGGCUUUUCAGAAAUACAGCCAGUGGGGUUGGGAGUUUUCGAGUACAUCUGGUGUGCCGAAGUGGCUUUUAAGGUUUUGUCAGGGUAUUUUUAAGAUGAUGAUCUCCGUAUCCACACUAGAUGAUGUUUAGUUUAUGAUUGUUGCCAGAAGAUUGAAACAAACUACAGUGUUUCACUACAGUUUAUAAUGUCAAUUUAUGAGUUUUUGGACCUCCAUGAUCAUGACCUUGUUAAUUUUUUCUGAAAAGUGGUGCACAAAAGUUGAUUUUAGGUGAUGUAAACUGGUACCCCAGUUGUCAGAUAAGUGACUGGGAGAUCAAGUCUAGGUAGAUGACAUUGUUUUAAAAAAGUCCACCUAAUGGGUCUUGAACCCUUAGUCAAAGCUUACCAGGAUGAUUUACCAAGUGGUCAAAGUCUAGUACUGAAGCAUUAAAAUAAAGGAAUUUUAAAAAAAUUCCAAUUGAUCGUUUUUGAACCCUUAAGUUAAGGCAAAGAAAGAAGGUGUUUCAGAGUAGCUAAGACCAACACUUAUAAGGGCUCUUUUAUUGGAAAUAAAGUGGACCAUCUUGAUUUUUGUUGACUAAGCAAGGAUUCAAGAAGUCAAGAAUGAGACCUGAAUCAGAUUUUAACAUACCUUAGUUGGAGCAAUGCUGUUCCCGAGCUUUGGGGAUGGAAGGUCACAUCAUGUAGUUGCCAGUUUCCACUUUGAAGUGUUUAUUUUUUUCAAUUCUUUACUGUUUUUUACUAGAGUUCUUGUCCCCCAUUAGUCAAGGCAAAGGAAGUAUGUAUCACACUCAUAAGGACCAACUUGAUUUUUGUUGACUAAGCAAGGAAUAAAGAAUUUGAGCUAAAGAAUGAGACUUUAAUCGGAUAUUUUAGAUUUCUUAGUUGGAGGAUUCCUUCUUUUGUGCUUUGGGGAUCGUAGGUCAAACUUGUAGUAGCCAGUUUCCACUUCAAAGUGUUUAUCCAUUACUGGUUUCCACCUGAUAGGUCUUAAACCCUUAGUUAAGGCAAAGAAUGAAGGUGUUUCAGGGUAAACUAGCCUAGAGCAACACUCUUAAGGGCUUUUUUAAUGGAAAUAAAAGUGUGCCACCUUGAUUUCUGUUCACCAACCAUGAAUCAAAAAUGUGAAAUGAAGAGUCAGACUUUGAUCUGAUCUAUUAGAGACCUUAGUUGGAGAUUUCCUUCUGUGUUUUGGGGAUUGAAGAUCACAUCUUGUAGUAGCCAGUUUUCACUUCAAAGUGUUUAUCCAUUACUUGUUUCCACCUGAUAGGUCCUAAACCCUUGGUUAGGGCAAAGGAAGAAGGUAUUUUGGGGUAAAAUAGCUUAACGCAACACUAUUAAUGGCUCUUUUAAUGGAAAUAAAAGUGUGCCACCUUGAUUUUUGUUCAUCAAGCAUAUAUCAAGAAUGUGAGAUGAAAAGUCAGACUUUAACCUGGUCUUUUAGAUACCUUAGUUGGAAGAUUCCUGCUUCCAAGCUUGGGGGAUGGAAGGUCACAUCUUCUACUAGCCACUUUCCACUUGGAGGUGUGUAUUUUUAUCCUUUACUGGUUUUCCGUGGUCAUAGAUGAGUGCCCAGAAGGCAAGUCCGAAGUGACAGAAAGAAUGAUGGGCCAUAAAGAGCACCCUAGCGUAAUGGAGUCGUGUCAGUCCAUCCAUCCAGCUUGGAAAUUAAGCUUUCCUAUGUAGAGGAAUUGUCCUCGGCAAGAAAAGCAGACUAAAUUUUUGAGUUUACAAGCGUAGGGAAGUUUAUGGAUUGAUUGUGUUAAUGGGCAAGGUUAUGUUGUGUCUCUUGUAAAAUGUCGAGACCACCAAUUCAUUUUGGGGUUAUUCUCCAAAUCAACGAAUGUCACGUACCACAGACUUAUGUUCAGUGGAAUCUCAUACUUCUUUGCUGCUUACCUCUUUUCCUAAAAAUUUCACACUGCACACUAACGGUUAACUUUAUGCUACACUACAUGCGUAGCGUAAGACGAACGGUUCAGUUCAUCCAUGUAUUGCUGCACCAUUAAUUUCUCUUCCAAAGACUGCUGAUUGCAUGGGUGUUUAGACGAGUCCUGCUGUCUUUUUUGUACACCUCUUUUCCUGCACCCCUUGAUGCAAUACGAGUCUUGAAAUUAAAACAACAAAACACAUUCCUUACCGAGAGAGGAUGAAUCUGUGUAAAGAAAAAUACAAAUAAAAUACAAAGGAAAGGAACCGGAAAUGUUUAUAAUUAACAGGCUGCCAAUGCAAAAUGUAAGUUUCCCAUUUUCUCACUUAUUUGCUUUUUUACUAGACAUAUUAUCAUUAUAAUUACUAGUAAUAAGGUGUAAGACAACAGUAGUACCUUUUUUGCUAGGCUUAAGACUUGCUUGUGAUUGUGUAAAAGCCUAAAAAUGAAAAUUGUAUGAAAAUGUAAGAAAAAAAGAAAAAGUUUCAGUCCACAGCCAAGGUAAAAGGACUUUUUGUUAUGUGUUUUUAUUUUUUAAUAGCAAUUUAUCACUGUGUGAUAUUUUGUACAUCAUAUUAAGCUGUAUUCAAUCUAUAUCCUCUAACUACAAGGGAUAAAAAAGACCAGCCUUUUAUUUAUUUUGUUUUAUUAUACAUAUUUUUGAACUGCUUUUAGCUUGUAUCGAACUACAUAUUUUCCUUGUUACUGUUGAUUUCUUUGUUUUUUUAUUUUAUUUUUUUGCUUUGCAGGUUUUGUGUUGUAUGUCAAAAACAUCCAAAACAACUUAAUAAAAACAUGAUUUUGUACAGAGA
Molecule: messenger RNA, 6784 nt
Organism: Danio rerio (zebrafish)
Lineage: Eukaryota; Metazoa; Chordata; Actinopteri; Cypriniformes; Danionidae
Source: RefSeq, a predicted model, not a curated record